AUGGGUGAGAAGCUGGCUGUUGAUGCAGUUGCAUCUGUGGUGCUCCAGAAACUAAGGGACCUGCUGGUGGAUGAGUCAUUUGCGAGCAACAAGAUCAUCGGACGCCGCCUCCAGCGGAUGAAGGAGACCAUCGAGAAAACGAGCUGGCGCUCAGACGAGGAACCAAAGGCUGAAGAAAUCAAGAAAUUGAGCCAAGAGUACCUUGGCCAUCUCUACUCCAUCGAGGACUCAAUCGAGUCCUUCGCCCUUCGUUUCAACCGCCAGAGGAAGAAACUGGGAUGCCUCAUCAAUCAUGCCCUCUUCCCCAAGAAAUUCACAGCUCUCAAAAUGCUCGACUCCAAACUCUACAACAUUCAUACAAAGGUUAAAAAGCUCAACAGUCGAACAAGCACAACCGGCAGCACCAGCAACAGAGAUAGAAGCCUGCAGCAACAUAAUGAACAAGAAGAUCAUCAAGAGACUUCCACUGAUGAAGAAACUGAUGCUGGGAGCCCAAGCAUGUGGCGCAACAAGAGCAGUCCCGAUGUUGGAAACAUACACAAAAGGCCAACAAAUCUACGCAGGAACAACUCCUGCAAAGUGCUCUCGCGCAGUAAUGCCUCAAUGAUGCGAGAGAGGUGGGAGCAUUCGAAGCUCAUGUAUAGUUAUUCCUACAAUAAGGAAGAACUAUCCAUUGUCGGAUACCAAGGCAAGCUGCAAGAUCUCCAGUUUAGGCUGGAGAAUCCGGAUCACCAGAUAAUCUCCAUUGUAGGCGAACUGGGCUCAGGCAAGACAAUGCUGGCUCGCGCCAUCUAUGGCAACAGAAGCAUCAAAAACAAGUUCAAGGCUGCUGCUUGGGCAAACAUUUUCAAGGAAUCUACGACGACGGACGUGUUGCUCGCCUUGCUGAACCAGGUGAAGAAAUCGGAAGUGCAAGAUGGGAGCAAUGAGGAGUCUCUCAAAGAGAGGCUGGCGCAGGAACUGACCGGUCAGAGAUACUUGGUCGUGCUGGAUGGAGUUCAGUCUUCGGAUCAAUGGAAAAGAAUUAAAGAUGCUUUCCCGGAUCAACAAAAUGGGAGUAAGAUAAUCAUAACCACCCGCGAUGAGCGAAUGGCGAAGCAUGCAGAUCUAAAGAGGCACUCGUAUAAUAUGGAGAAGCUGAACCCUGAAGAGAGCUGGACUUUGUUCAUGACAAAGGUGGGCACACUAAAAGAUCCAGAAAAGCCUCUGAAGAAGAGAAUUAUUAAGGCUUGCCAAGGGCUGCCCUUGAAUAUAGUUCUGCUCGGCAGUCUGUUGUCGAUGAAGGGCAGAGAAAAGUGGUCCGAAACACUCAACAGCGAUAGAAAAUGGCAAGCCUCGGACAUUAUGAAGUUGAGCUACAAUGAUCUAGAUCACCAUCUGAAACUGUGUCUCAUCUACAUGACACUGUUUCCCAAAGGACUCGACAUUCCAGUGAGGAGACUGCAACGCUUGUGGCUUGCGGAGGGAUUCGUGGAACGACCACAGAAAGAAGGCAAGUUCCAAGAAGAUGUGGCACAAGAGUAUUUUGAAAAUCUGGUCAAGCGCAGCUUGAUAAUGGUGUCCAAACAACGGUCAGAUGGAAGCGCUAGAAGGUGCCAGUUGCUAGGUGCCAUUCACGACCUCUUGUUGGAACAGGCUCAAGAUAUCCACCUCUUCCAUGUUCAUCCUGGAUCAGAUAGUCGGUUUGGUACGCGUAGACUCAUCGAGUAUGCUGAUGCCAGGAAUGGCCAACCCGAGCCUUCUCAAAUGAGACAUGUGAGGUCUUACAUAUCUUUCAACCUACAGAAAAAGGAUACUCAAGCAAAGCAUGUGAGCCCUCUUGUUAGCAAAAUGGGCAAAGGGCUCGGCUUGCUCAGAGUUCUUGAUCUUGAGGGCGUAUACCAACCCAGUUUGCCAGAUAAUCUAGGCGACUUGUUUCAUUUGAGGUACUUAGGAUUGAGGUGGACUUUCUUAGACAAGCUUCCUAAAUCGGUUGGUGAACUCCCUUAUCUUCAAACAUUAGACCUGAAGCAUACCAGAAUAGACAAAAUCCCGCCCACUAUUUGGAAACUGAAAAAGCUCCAGCAUCUCAAUCUCGAUGAUGUUCAUCUAGACAAGGAUACGCUUCUGCACAUGUACAGGUCCUUGCCACAACUCCUGACUCUCUGGGGAUUAUCAGUCAGCCACGAGAGCCCAAUUCAAAAUGGUUUGAGCAAGCUGCAACACUUGAGAGAAUUGGGCAUUUCUUUUCGUUUCAUCAAGUCUCAAGGCAGAGGUCCAUCUACAGAGGCUUUGGUGGAUUGGAUUUCCAAGCUAACAGAUCUUCGGUCAUUGAGGCUGCGAUCCAAUGAUGAAUUUGGGAAACCUUCAGAUCUUAGUUUAAAGCCGUUUUCAGGCUUGGUAAAACUUUCUCACAUGAGGUUACUUGGGAAGUUGCAACAACUUCCUCCAUUGGAUCAGUUCCCACCUCAUAUUAAGGUUCUCACAUUAUCAUUGUCAUUUCUGUCCGAAGAUCCCAUGCCAAUCCUUGGACAGCUCCCAGAUUUAACAGUUUUAAGGCUGCUCGGUAACUCAUACCUUGGAGAGACGAUGGUCUGCUCGAGUGACAGAUUUAAGAAUCUUGAGGUGCUAAAACUAUGGAUGCUCGAAGGUCUCAAGAAAUGGGAAGUGGAAGACGGCGCAAUGAAGAAACUCAAAGAGGUCAACAUCAGAUGUUGUCCCAAACUGGCAAACUUUCCGAGCAGCUUGUUGCAGCAGAAAACAUUCCAAGAUUUGAUCUUAAACAACAUGCCCCCUGAAUUUAAGGAAAACAUUGAGAGCGAUUAUCAGUUCAAGGUCUCCACCAAAGAUUUUUAA
Messenger RNA from Salvia miltiorrhiza (redroot sage), 2835 nucleotides. RefSeq names its product putative inactive disease susceptibility protein LOV1. Lineage: Eukaryota; Viridiplantae; Streptophyta; Magnoliopsida; Lamiales; Lamiaceae. Gene Ontology annotation, biological process: defense response to other organism. Bases 1 to 2835 code for a protein of 944 amino acids. The record is from RefSeq and is a predicted model, not a curated record. Gene Ontology annotation, molecular function: protein binding; ADP binding. The transcript has a single exon.